AUGGCGCACCCCAAGAUGCGCCAGAUCGAGAAGCGGCUGUCGGCGGCGUGUACACGUCUUGAAGAAUGGAACUUGCAGAUGGUACAGCCGCGGGCCCCAGUCGCCAAACUCGCGGACGAGUUCGACGAGGCGGAGAAAGAACAUCGGCGGUUGGUGCAGUCGCAGCACACGUCGGUCGAGCCCCCGUCCAACAAGCCAGAGGCCACUCCUGCCGUCCCUCUUGCUGCGAUUCUGGACGGUAGCUUCACGAAGGCUCUCAUCAUGGACCCUGCUGAGCUACUGGGCUCCUGCGAAGACUAUGAGCUCUCCGAGUCACAUCAGAGAGAGCUGGAACUGUGGGGAGAAGAGCUCACGGCAGGCAUGAAGCAUAUUGCCAGCACUCUCUUCAGCAAGGCGGCUGAGGAGGCCCCGGAGAUCAAGGGGGCUCACCGA
This is a messenger RNA of Prorocentrum cordatum, 432 nucleotides long. NCBI's taxonomy places the organism in Eukaryota, Dinophyceae, Prorocentrales, Prorocentraceae. The record is from the annotation of a GenBank genome assembly.